AUGAAGGGCUUACCGGGCAGCCGCUCCCAACACCAAAACCCUUUACCCCAUGGCCUUGACUAUGACCCCCACGUGCAUGACAUUCACACGCACCAUGGCUCGGACUCCCGCCACACCUCCUACCUGCUCAGCCCAACAGAGAGCUGCCCUAUGGACUUCCAACAUCGCUAUUCACCACGGAGCUCCAUCCACUCAGACUGUAUGAUGUCCCCAGUUGUGAUGCCUCCUAUAGCUGUGUCCGACCAUAUCUCUAGCAGCACCUUUCCCCGCAUGCAUUACAGCUCUCAGUACUAUGAUUCAGCCACACGGGAUGACUGUGUUGCCAUCACCGCUUCUGCCACCUCACCAGCAGUUGCUGCUGCCGCAGCUGCAGCCGCAGCCUCCUCGCACCAUGCCGGUAUCAAGAGCAAUCGCCUACCUGCCAACCUAUUGGAUCAGUUUGAAAAGCAAAUGCCACUACACCGGGACGGCUUCCACACAUUACAAUACCAGCGCACAUCCACCACCGCCGAACAACGCAGUGAGAGUCCUGGCCGCAUCAGACACCUUGUUCAUUCUGUUCAGAAGCUUUUUACAAAGUCCCACUCCCUGGAGGGAUCAUCAAAGAUGAAUGGCACAAAAGGUGACAUUAUAGGAAGUGGAGGAUCAGGGGGUUACCACCAUCAUGGCCAUCAGACUAACAAACAUGGUAGCAAGAGAAGCAAGAGCAAAGAACGCAAGCAUCGAUCCGGCGGCUGGUGGAGCUCUGAUGACAAUCUGGAUAGCGACAGCACCUACCGUACUCCCAGUGUCAUGUCAAGACACCAUGGGGAACAUAUCACCCAUUGUUACCCAGAUUCCAUACACGGACACCACUUUGGGGACUUGUCACUCAAGGCCUCGAAGAGUAACAACGACGUCAAGUGUAUAGCUUGCGACAAUAUGGCAAUGGCACCUGAAGGCAAAUUUAUGAAGCGUAGCUCCUGGUCGACACUGACAGUCAGCCAGGCUAAGGAGGCCUAUAGAAAAUCAUCACUCAACCUAGAGAAAACCAUGAUGCACACAGACCUAAAGCCUUCACGGACCUGUCACUAUCUACAGGUACCUCAAGAUGAGUGGGGAGGAUAUCCCGGAGAAAAGGAUGAUGAGAUUCCAUGUCGGCGGAUGAGAAGCAGUAGCUAUGUCAAAGCUAUGGGAGAGGUGGAUGAUGACAGUGGUGAUUCGGAAAGUCCAAAGACCUCCCCUCAGAAAGGCAUUCGACCGGAUGCCCUCGUCCUCAAGUCAGCCAUGCAGAGACCCCAUUUCGACUCCCAUAGCCCAGGCUACCGCUUGCAAACCAUGAGAGAAAUGCGGGCCCACCCGAGUGUUACGCUGGACCCUGCAACUACCUUCCAUCCACCGCCCUUCCGCUCUCGCAAUCAAAGUUACAUGCGCGCCGUCAGCACCCUCAGUCAGGCUAGCUGCGUCAGCCAGGUGAGUGAGACUGAGAUCAAUGGCCAGUUUGAGUCAGUUUGCGAGUCCGUUUUUAGUGAAGUAGAAUCCCAGGCUAUGGAGGCCUUGGACCUGCCGGGUUCGUUCCGCACUCGAAGCCACAGUUACCUCCGUGCAAUACAGGCUGGUUAUUCCCAAGAUGACGACUGCUUGCCUUCAAUGACAUCCUCCACUGUCACUUCAACUCUCAGAUCCACAACAGAGGGAUAUGAUGUUGUGGAUGCGACCUCUUUUCUAAAUGACGACAUGAUAGAGGAUGAUGAUGGUGCCAGCUCCUCUGCCUAUGCAGAGCUGGAGAGGCUGGAGAGAGAGACGGUGGCUGCUCGCAGCCAGCACAGUACUAGCUCCACCGUAACGGCAAUCUCGGUGCCCCCGGCAACACCACCGUCAUACAGGGUUCCCAGUGCCUCGCCCAUGGCCACCACUGAGCCACCGGUCCCCCAAGCCAUCCAGGCCUUCAAGGAAUCUGCUAACAUGGUCGCAGCCUUCAACAUGCAGUGGAAGGAUGAAAUCUCAGCCAUGCGCUAUGAGCUGGCAGAACUACGACGAGACGUCUGUGGGGAGUUGAAGACGUUCAACAGCAAUUUCUUCAACUUCACUCAGUGCUACAAUAUGUGGACUUUGUGCCGGGAGCCAUGCAGCGACGGCACUACGCAAACACAGGACAGAGUUUCCAUUGGAAUCCAAGCAGGAUCCAGCUGGUCCAUUCGACAUCAUACGCAAGACAAGUCAGUAAUGUGUCAACCCGAACCUGCGCCGUUUAGCAUCAUGGAUUUAAUGAACCCGCCUCGAAUUGAGAUCAUAGAGGGAACCCCCGAGAGCACACCGGAGGGUUCAGGCAGUCCUGCAAGCCCACUUCCAAUAGAGGACUUUCCAUGGGAGAUCAACAAAAAGCAAAGGGUCCCCAAGCCGCAAGAAAUGUGUGGCAACACAGGUGGUCACAGAAGUGCCAGUCUCGAACUUUGGUGCAGGAAGUACACCAGUGGGCCCAUGUCAUACAUGUCAAUGUCAUUCUAA
This is a messenger RNA of Nerophis lumbriciformis (worm pipefish), 2487 nucleotides long. Lineage: Eukaryota; Metazoa; Chordata; Actinopteri; Syngnathiformes; Syngnathidae. The record is from RefSeq and is a predicted model, not a curated record.